Molecule: messenger RNA, 4747 nt
Organism: Engraulis encrasicolus (European anchovy)
Lineage: Eukaryota; Metazoa; Chordata; Actinopteri; Clupeiformes; Engraulidae
Product: peptidase inhibitor 16-like
Exons: 6
Coding region: 254-2212 (652 amino acids)
Cellular component (GO): extracellular region
Source: RefSeq, a predicted model, not a curated record
CUACCAGAGCACUAGCAACUGACAACACACACACACACACACUUGCCCACACUCAUAUUGCAAGCAAACACACACACACACGCACACACAUGCACACACAUACAAACACAUACAUACACUCACACACACAUCCUUAGGCUAUUUUUUCAGUGUCACACACACAUAUAGACACACACACAUCACAUUGACGUGUGGGAGCAGCUUGGACUGUGGAUUUGGCACCUGUGGCUGUGUGUGCUUGCAGUAGGACAUCAUGUGUCAUCGUGGGGCGAUGGAGAUGAUUAGUGUGUGUGUGUGCGUGUGUGUGUGGUCGCUGGUGGCCCUGAGCGCUGCCCAGCUGUCUGAAGACGACCAGCGGGUCCUGGUGGAGCAGCACAACCAGAGACGCACCGAGGUGCAACCCACCGCACAGUUCAUGAGGAAGAUGAGCUGGGAUGAGAGCCUUCGUAUCAUGGCUGAGGGCUAUGCUGCCAAGUGCAUAUGGGAUCACAACCCGGAGAUGGGAGACAAGGGAGAGAACCUGUACAUCACCAGCGGGCCCCUGGACCCCACUGUGGCCGUAGAGAAAUGGUUCCUAGAGCACGAGUACUAUAACUACACCAGUGAAGAGUGCCAGGAAGGCCAAAUGUGUGGGCACUACACACAGGUUGUCUGGGCGGAGUCCCAUAAGGUGGGGUGUGCGUCUCACUUCUGUGAAGAAAUUGAGGGUCUGGAUUUCGACAAAGCUACCAUCCUUGUUUGCAACUACUUUCCUGCGGGUAACUAUGAUGGGGUGAAACCCUUUAUAGAGGGGGAGUUCUGCUCCCAUUGUCCAGAGGAUAUGCCACGCUGUGAGGACUCCCUAUGUGCCCCAGAAGAGGUACCAUCUGAGGAGGGUGAGCAGCCAGAAGGCGUUGCCACGGACGCACCUGGAGGAGAGGAGACACCUGCAGAAGAGGAUACACCCCCUGAGGACACACCCACCGAGGAAGAGGAAUCACCUGACGAACCCACUGAUGCAAGUCCAGCGGAAGAGGAAACACCUCUAGAGGAAACAGAGGCACCUCCAGAGGAUACACAGGCACCUCCAGAGGACACAGAGGCACCCCCAGAGGAUACACAGGCACCGCCUGAGGACACAGACGCCCCACCAGAAGGCUCUGAUGCCCCACCAGAGGAUUCCGAUGCCCCAUCAGAAGAUUCGGAGUCUGCCCUUGCAGAGGAGGAGGCAACCCCUCCAGAAGACCCACAACCAGAGGAAUCGGCCACACCUGAGCCACCCAGCUCCAUCCCCCUACCAGAGGAACGGACCCCCAGCCUUCCCAGCCCCGAAGACACCCCCAGUCCUGCAGAAGAACAGAGUGAAUCACAAGACACCCCAAACCUACCAGAAGGUACCCCCAGUUCUGAUCCAAGCCCUGCGGGACCAGAAGACAACUCACCAGAGGACAACCCCAGCUCUGGACCUAGUCCCGACAGCAUCUCCGAACCUGAUCCAAGCACCGCCUCCGGCCCGGGAUCCAGCCCCAUCCCGUUAUCCAGCCCCAUCCCUACUGCAGAGGACACAGCUCCAGAGAACAUCCCCAGCUCCAACCCCAGCCCAGCCGCAGAGGAGGAGGAGAGAGGUCAAGGCCCAGUGCAGGAAGGAGGCCUGGGACCAGAUGAUGGUGGCCAGGAGGGUCUCUCUCCCAGGUCGGCCGGUGAGGUCCAGGUGACAGGUGUACAUAGUCUCGGCGGGGUCAGUCUGAAGGACAUCAUGGGGGAAGUGAUCUGGGAGGGCAACAUCCACCUUCUGGAGGUGACAGUGCUAAAGGACCCUCACCAGAAGGAGGAGGCAGCUGUGGAGGAGGAGGGAUCGCAGCCCAAGGAGGCGAUUUCACUGGCAGAGGACACUCAUCCUGAGGGAGUGAGAACUGUAGAAGGAGACUCCCAUCCAAAGGGAGUGAGUGCUGGAGAUGGUGACUCAGAUUUUAAGGUAGUUAGUGUUGGGGAGGAGGGUGGGGAUGUUAGGGUACAUGAGGUGAUCAUUGCAGAAGGGGAUCCCCGAGUGCUGAAUGAGGGGGUGUUUCUGGAGGCUGAUGGGGCGAACACUCAGGCACCCACAGUGAUCAGGGGCCGCAUAAACAUUGUGAGGAAGGCAGAGAUACCUAUUGUCAUUAUAAGUGGGGCAGGGCGAUGGGUUUGGUCAGGCCUGCUGCUUCUGAUUGGCUUGAUGGCAUGUCUGUUGGCAUAGACACGGCAGAAUUGCUUGAGAGAGAGCAUUCCUGAACGCAGGGUUGGUGGGGUGGUAAGGGGUAGGUUGUGGAGUAGAGUUUGGGUUCAGGGGAAAGAGUGUGACGGAAAAGAGACAAUCACACCAUAAUCCGGCAACUCUUUGUCCAGCUAUCUCCCUCGAUUGUCUGAAAGGCAGGAUUGCUGAGGUCUCAAAGAAAGAGAUAAUGAUGUCUGUCUUUCACAGGCCGUCUCAAGAGUCUAGGUAAUGUACAGAGUAACAAUGCCACUGGCCAUGGAACCGCAUGGGAUGAGAUGGACCGAUAUAAUCAGGCCCGUCCAGCAAAUGCCUGUUCUUUUCUCUGACUGAUUAUUUAAAUCCGGUCUGUGCCCAGUAAGCUACGGCUACACUCACAUAGCCAACCUUGACCAUAUGAGGAAAGUGCUAAUGUUCUCUAUCCAACAUAGACGAACAUAUAGGACCUUGGACUAUGGUAAUGAGAGGGAGAGCCGGACGGCUUUAUUGCAUGUUUACAUUAAUCCCAAGGGCUCAAAUUGAUAGAAAUGUAUAGUGUUAAUAAAAUAGUAAGGUAGACCACUGUUGGAUCCUGGGAAACGAUACACCUGGAAUUUUCUGGAAGAUUCUUUUUAAAGACUGCUGCACAUAUUUUGCAUUACUCCAUUCACCCUGGAAGCCAUUUUAAAUUGCUUCAGUAUAAAUGGCUCAUUCAUGUUUAUAAAUGUGUAUCAACAUAUCAUAUAGCAGUACUUUGCUUACAAUAACCUGUUAUUUUCCCUGAAAACUGGUGUUGAAAUUGUAUGUAUUCUGACACGUCCUUUCCUUGAUGUACAAAUGUAUAAAUUUGAAUCUUCACUUCGGUUUAUAUUGAUUACUGGUUUAAUCAUUCUGAUUUGUCACAAAUAUUUUUCCGUAUGAAUAUUGCCGCUAGUCAAUGGAAAGCAAUAAAAAAAGGUCGUAAGCAGGUUAUUGGGCCAGUCUCUACCAUGUUACAGGAGUUGCGUAUAAAAUGUAUUCCUCAGGUUGCCAUACUCAUUUACCCAUUUCAAUCAUAAUCAUGCUCAUUGCUAUACUGCUUUUAGUAGGCUACAUUAAAUGACAGGAUUCAAAGAAAACAAUCCCUGAUACAUCACACAUUUAACAUGUAAGUUCUUAUUCGGUGUGACUUUCGGUGAAGGAAAGCAAUGCCUUGACGCGGCCCACAUGCGCUACCUGUUUGGCUUGUCAAAGUAUGCUGAACGAGUUACAGUCAUGUUAGUCAGGCCAAGCAUUGCCCUCUUGAGAUAAGGGGUUGUGAGCUUUGUUGCUUUGGUGUUUUAUAGAUUAUUAUGAGUGUUAUUGGUUAUGGGUGUUGGUCCGGGACUGAACCCACACAACCUCCGAGUUCAUUUUGCAAACCGCACCUGUCCUCAUGGCUCGGGGAUAAAAAUCACAAGCUAGCUUAUGCUAGCCACAUAUGCCACGGAUGUGAAAGUUUAUGUAAAACAUGGUCAAUAACACAUUAUUAUACAUGAUAUAUCUGGGGUGAGUUUCUCGACAACGUCAUUGUUAACUAAGUUAGCAACUUACUUGGUUGCAAUGCAAAUUCCCAUUGGAAACCAGGUAAGUUGCUAACUGGUUCAACAAAUCUUUCGAGAAACAGGGUCCUGGUCAUUUGGGACGCAUUACAAUCUCAAUUGUCUUUUGCAUUUUAGAAAUAUUUCAAUUGUAGAAAAACAUCAUGUAUGUAGGCUACACAAUGUGAGUGUUUUGUUAUGUAUGUAUGUAAAGAAAUGUGCUUUGUGUUUUCCCCUCACAUAAUACUUUUAUUAAAAAUUGUAUGAAUGUUUUUAGUGAAGGAGUAAGCCCUGAGGCUCCAUAUGAACUCACCGUGGGAGUAUCAGAGAGGAGGAGACGUCUCUUCUCUCUAGUGUGAUUUAUGAUGCGAUGUAUUCCUGUGUGAUUUAUGAAUACAGUAAUGUCUCCAUCUCUUCCCCUAAAGCAGACCCAUCUGGCUCCCAUUGAGCAACGUUAAUACGGCGAUAUACUAUAUUGGCCGUAAACAGUGCACAGCGCCACGCGCCUCUCUGAUGGAUGUUUGUGUGUGUGUGCGUUUGUAUGUGUUAGACUGCCUUAAGGGAUUGAGCAAGACAUUGUUUUGUCAGGAGAGGGGUAAAAAGAAGACGCUUUUAAGUGCAAACAUGUGUGGUUGUGUUGUUUUGUGAGUGCCUUGACGGAUAUGGAUUGACAUUGCCUUAAACGAAAAUGUGUGUGCGUGUGUGUGUGUGUAAGUGAUUUGUUAUAUCAUCAGGCAGCUAGGACAGACCAAAGACAACUCCCAUAGAUCCUUAUUGGACACAGGAGGCUGAUGUAUUGUAAUAAAUUCCAAAGAUAACCUUUCAAUGCCUGAAUAUACAGAAAAUAAAUCCUCAAAUUGUCACAAGCCUGAGCCUCGUUUGGACUUAUCUGUGUGCAGGGGUGUGUGUACAUGUGCUUGUUAUAAAAAAAUGAUAAUAAAUGAUACAGUUUUAAUGCCUGAAUAUAAAUAAAAGUUAUAGC